Molecule: messenger RNA, 1977 nt
Organism: Cyphellophora europaea CBS 101466
Lineage: Eukaryota; Fungi; Ascomycota; Eurotiomycetes; Chaetothyriales; Cyphellophoraceae
Exons: 2
Coding region: 1-1977 (658 amino acids)
Biological process (GO): fungal-type cell wall organization; carbohydrate metabolic process
Cellular component (GO): fungal-type cell wall
Molecular function (GO): hydrolase activity, hydrolyzing O-glycosyl compounds; glycosyltransferase activity
Source: RefSeq, a predicted model, not a curated record
AUGGCAGCAAGAGAAUAUACGAUCGAUUUCACCAAGGUCAACAGCCAACCACCGAACUGGACACUAGCCGAUCAGGCUGUCGUCAAGUAUGGUGGAUCCAACGGUGCCGAAUUCACCUUUGCUAAGCGUACUGAUGCACCCUACAUCUGGACCAGCUUUUACAUGCUUUUCGGCCGUGUCGAAAUCACCGUCCAAGCGGCACCAGGUCAAGGCAUGAUCACUGGCGCGGUUCUGAUGUCUGACAUCCAUGAUGAGAUCGAUUGGGAGUGGAGCGGAAGCAACUUCAAUUCAAACACAGGGAAGGUGCAGACCAACUAUUUCGGCAAAGGCAUUACAGGCAACUACGACCGUGGCACCCAACCCGCAGUUGACUCACCAACAGCUAAGUUCCACACCUACGUAAUCGACUGGACACCUGACGAGAUCGUAUGGUCAAUUGACAGCAAUGUCGUCCGUACUCAGAAGAGUUCGGGCGCAGAUGCUGGUGCUUAUCAACAUCCUCAGACCCCCUCCAGACUCCAUCUCGGUAUCUGGAAUGGCGGCGACAAGGACACCAACCCUGGUGUCGUACAUUGGGCUGGUGGAUAUACCGACAUGUCCAAGGUACCAUAUACUGCAUAUUUCAAGAGCGUGAAAAUUUCUACCCCAAACCCCUGUUCGAGUUGGGAAUUUCCCGCUGGGUUCAGUGGUAAGUGGCAGGAUGUCAAAUGUACCAACCAGACCUUGACCCCUCCUGUCAAAAACCUGCCUUGUACGUAUAAUGUCACUACCGGCGAUUACGGCUAUGGCAUCGCACAGAAGCUUGGAAUUCCAUUCCCCGACCUCGAAAAAGCAAACCAACCUAUCAACUGGGAUAAGCUCGAGCUCGGUAAGACCCUCAAGGUGCCUGGCGGCAAUUGCUCGCAGGGUGCUGGUACUGUGCCACCUCCUUCAAACCAAGAUUCACCAUUCAAGAAUGGCACAAACCAGGUCUUAAAUACCACUGUCGCGGCUCCAUCUACCACACCACCGUUUGCCAACACUACUACGCCCUAUCAGAAUACGACCACCGCGGCUUUUGGAAAUACCUCUGUUCCAAUCACAACGACUCCGACGUCUGCUUCGUCGAGUGUCUCGAGUGCCAGCUCUACUUCUGCCGCUUCUAUGGCGCAGUAUAUUUGUCAGAAGGGUGACUAUGGCCAUGCUAUUGCGCAGAAACUAGGCUGUAGUUUUGAUGAUCUCGAAAAGGCAAACCCAAAUGUCGACUGGGACAAGCUGUUCAUCGGCCAGGUCCUCAACUAUCCCAAACCAGUCUCUUCUGGUAUCUCUAGCAUACCUUUCGCCAACUCCACUUCUGCUACACUUACUAGUGGCACGACGACUAGCGUUGUAGCUAGCACUACUACGCCCAUUCAGACCAUCUACAUGGUAGCCAAGGGCGACUACUGCGAGAAGAUCAUCGAGAAGCUCCAGUGCAACCAGGCCGAAUUCACCAAAGCCAAUCCUGGCAUAGACUGCAACAAGGUGACAGUGAGUCAACCAAUCACCGUACCAACAAAUGCCCCAUCGUGCUCGGUCUGCAAUGUCAACACUGCAAAUAUGAAUACAACAACGACCAACACCAUGACCAAUGUCCACACUGCGACAGUUACUGGCUCCACCGAUGUCAAGCCUGUUGGCUCCAAUGCCACCUCGUGCUACACAUAUACUGUGGCGAAGGGUGACUAUGGUGUCAAGAUUGCUGAGAGCUUCGGCAUUACCUUUGCCGAGCUGGAGAAAGCCAACCCCGGUAUCAAUUGGGACAAACUGUGGAUUGGUACUGUGUUGAAAAUUCCCGGCAUGCCGACGAAGAAGCCUGCAAGCGGUGUCGGUAGCCGCAUCGGUUGCCAGCAAUUCGACAACUCCGGCAAGCUCUGUGGCUCCCACGGCAACAGCGACAUCUACAACGAUGCCCAAGACGACAUCAGUGUCGACAACACCUGCUUCACAACUAGCUAG